Molecule: messenger RNA, 1736 nt
Organism: Amoebophrya sp. A25
Lineage: Eukaryota; Dinophyceae; Syndiniales; Amoebophryaceae
Source: the annotation of a GenBank genome assembly
AUGAACGACGGUGAGAAGACUGGCGACAACCAGUAUGAGCUACCGCGACCGGAUUUCGUGACCAACAUUAUGGCACAAAUCUGACUAGGUCAAAAAAUCUAAAUUCUGAAGUUUUGGAAUUGUCACCUUCGCCUUCGCCAGUCAUACCUCCCGAUGACUCGAUCGCGGCUCGAAAUCUUCAGCGAUUAUGGCUAAGAGAAUAUGAGAUCUGUUGUUGCUUUUCACCUGCUCCACAAUAAAUCUGCGUGUAGGAGUUCCUGAGACUGAGUUUUUCCGUCUAUUUCCACGAAUGUCAAUGGCAACGAACUGGAUGAAUCUAUCUCCGCAACUCGCCAUAGCGGCUGAAAUUAGAAAGCCAUGAAAAGAUCAGCACUCUUUUUACCGCUAAAUUGGGAUCAUUAUCUUCAGAUAAUCAGAAAGAUGCCGAUCUAGAGGAAGUAUACAUGCGGUACCGACAGUAAUAAUAAAGAUCUGAAGAUAGUCGACGAUCACUCGCUGUUGCUGAUCGACCUGUGUCACACUGCACAAUGGAGGAAAUCUAAUUUUUGAAAUGCUCAUGAGUUAUCGGGUAUCCGUUCUUGUGAGUCGCGACUACUAUACAUAUAACUUUCUUGUUGCAACGAAAACGACUCAGCAACGUAAUUGCAUUCCUUAAACAAACCAACAGGACGCACAAUAUUCGUCGAAUCUAAUUUCACUACGAGUGUUAUAUCUAACAUUUCCACUCUUCAAAAUGUCUGACGAGGAUUACACCUUCGAGAAGGCCGGCGCCGGCGCUUCCCUGACCUACCCGGCUGAAGCUGGUUCCCUCCGUAAGAACGGACACUGCAUGCUCAAGGGAAAUCCCUGUAAGCAUUGUUUUUGACAUAUAUCGUGUCACUUUAGAUUUAUUUGUGUCGUGUGACAGUCCGACUGUUGUAACCGAGGGUGUGAAUCGUGUAAACGCGUGCUACGACCCGCUUCUCAUGGUCUCCCUCGAAAUGUACAGCUCUUCAAUAGGCGCAUUGAUUUAGACACCAGCUUUCUUACCUGUGGUUGAAGUAGAAUUCAUUUCAAUCAAAUAAACGCAUUACAGGCAAGAUCGUCGAAAUUUCCGUUUCCAAGACCGGAAAGCACGGCCACGCAAAGUGCCACAUUGUUGGCACUGAUAUCUUUACCAACAAGAAGUACGAGGAUUUGUGCCCGUCCACCCACAACAUGGACGUGCCGAACGUGCAACGCGUCGAGUACCAGCUCUUGGAUGCUGACCGUGACGAGGGAUCCGUCUCCGUCCUCUUGGAGAACGGUGAUACCAAGGAUGACUUGAACCUCCCCAAGGAAUCCUCUGGAAACUACGAGGAGACCGCCGAGCAGCUCUUGACCGCCUUGGACGAAGGUAGGUGUUUAGAUUUUGUCUGUCCUGCUCUUCCUCGCGGCUUGCCAACAAGAGGGCGUCAUCUCUAUGAGCAUUAGCUGCCGCAAUCACCAAAACUAGAAUGAUAGAGAUGCAAGGAUGAUAUUUAGACAUAAGGCAGAGCACACCAUACUCUGCUGUGUUACGAUUGCGCAUAUCUAAUCACCGAGUCACUUCAGUACGCUUACUCCUGUCCGACUUUGUUCUCACCCCAGCGGACCACUUCACCUCCACAUUCUCAUCCAAUUAUUGCUAAAUUCUCACAGGUAAGUCCCUCUUGGUCACCGUCUUGGUGUCCAUGGACAAGGAGAAGAUUGUCUCCUUCAAGGAAAUCCAAUCCUAA